GCGCGGUCCGGUUGUUAUAAGAAGAAGCUUGCUGCGGGUGACGCCGUUAGUCAUUACGAGUCCAACGUUUCCGGCAGGUGCAUCGCACGGGACGAGCAGUGAAAAUAGUUUUGCGUAGAGAGCGUAGUGGCAGUAGACCGGUAAUAGUGGAUUGGAAUCACCUCCAAAAGGACAGAUGGCAACCAGCAACUGGGAGAAGUUUGUGCUUCUCCUGUGGAAGAACUGGAUCCUCCAGAAGCGCCACUACAUACAGACGCUGUUCGAAAUACUGAUACCGGUGCUAUGCUGCUCCAUACUGCUGCUCGUCCGUGGACUAGUCGAUCCGGAGUAUAUCGAUCGCAACUCGGUGUUUAAACCGCUGGAAACCGAUCGGCUUACGCACCUGGCAAAGCUGGCGGCGGACAAGGAGUUCGAGUUUAAGAUAGCCUACUCGCCACAGAACGUAUUGCUCGAACAGAUCGUCCAGGAUGCGGUACGGUCGCUGAACGUGAACGAUCCCGAGGCACGGCUGUCCUAUGCCGGGUUUGCUGAUGCGCGAGAGAUGGAGAGUAUGCUGGUGGAGUCGACGUUUUUGGCAGGCGUAGAGUUUGACGAUGGCUGGGCCAAUUUGACGGCAGGAGACAGACUGCCGGAUAACGUUACGUUUGCCGUCCGAUUCCCGGCCGAGCUGCGGGACGAUGAGUUCCAGUUUUCGAACUGGGUAACAAACUUGCUCGUGGUACCGUUCUCACCGAGGCUGCGAAACCCGGAGCUGGACGACGGUGGUUCGCCAAGCUAUUACAGCGAAGGAUUCCUUGGAGUGCAGGGAGCAAUCUCGAGAGCGUUGCUAGCACAGCGCCUCCCUGGCGUCGAGAUGCCACCGGUACACGUGCAGAGAUAUCCGUACCCGCCGUACUACGAUGAUGCGAUCCUGGAAGCGUUGCAGCAGCUGCUGGCGCUCAUCAUCGUCAUAUCGUUCUUCUACACCUGCAUCAACACGGUCAAAUACAUCACGAUCGAGAAGGAGAAGCAGCUGAAGGAAGCGAUGAAGAUUAUGGGACUGUCGAACUGGCUGCACUGGUUGGCUUGGUUCGUGAAGUGUCUCAUCCUGCUGACGGUUUCGCUGUCACUCAUCACGAUUUUGCUCUGUGUCCCCUUCAGCACUGCGGCCAUCUUUGAAAACUCCGAGUGGACGCUGGUCUGGUUCUUCUUUUUCGUGUACAGCAUCACCACGAUCUGUUUCUGCUUCAUGAUCAGUGUGUUCUUUAGCAAAGCGAACACAGCGGCCGGUAUUGCGGGGCUGCUGUGGUUCGUCUCACAGCUUCCGUUCAACGUGAGCCAACAGAGCUACGACGAGAUAGGAACGGGUGCGAAGAUAGCCAUGUGUCUGCUGUCCAAUACGGGCAUGUCGUUUGCCAUGUUUCUGACCGUACGUCUUGAAGCGUCAGCGGCUGGUUUGCGGUGGUCCAAUCUCUUCGAACCUGCCACCAUUGACGAUGGGCUCAGCGUGGGUACGGUGAUCGUGAUGCUGCUAGUGGACGCCGUGCUCUAUCUCUUGAUCGCGCUCUACAUCGAGCAGAUAAUGCCGGGAGAGUUCGGUGUAGCACAGCCAUGGUAUUUCCCCUUCACGAAGGAGUUCUGGAUACGCAGUCGGACCGCCUCCCCACGGGACACACUGUUUAAUCGUGAGCAGCAGAGUGCCGCUACCGAGUCGCGAUAUAUCGAGCAGGAUCCAGCUGGGUACGCCGGAGUGGAAAUUAAACAACUGCGCAAGGUGUACAAAGGAAACAAGGCCGCCGUAGAUGGGUUGAAUCUACGAAUGUUCGAGAAUCAGAUAUCCGUCCUGCUGGGCCAUAACGGAGCGGGCAAAACGACGACCAUGUCCAUGCUGACGGGCGUGUUUUCUCCCACCUCCGGCACGGCUCUUAUCAACGGGCACGACAUUCGUACCGAUAUUGACGGGGUCCGUUCGUCGCUGGGACUCUGCCCACAGCAUAACGUGCUGUUCGAUGAGAUGACGGUCGAUGAGCAUCUGAAGUUCUUCUCCCGGCUGAAGGGUGUCCCGGCCGAGGCUGUCAGUGAUGAGAUUGACCGAUAUCUGAAGCUGCUCGAGCUGGUGGAUAAGCGCAACGCCCAGUCACAAACGCUGUCCGGUGGUAUGAAGCGCAAGCUUGCCGUCGGUAUGGCACUGUGCGGUGGUUCGAAGGUAGUGCUGCUCGAUGAGCCCACGUCCGGUAUGGAUCCGUCCGCUCGCCGUGCGCUGUGGAAUCUGCUGCAGAAGGAAAAGCAAAACCGGACGAUGCUUCUGUCCACGCACUUCAUGGACGAGGCGGAUGUGCUCGGCGAUCGGAUAGCGAUCAUGGCGGAAGGUAAGCUGAAAGCGGUUGGAUCGCCCUUCUUCCUGAAGAAAACGUUUGGCGUCGGGUAUCGGUUGAUCUGCGUGAAGGAUGCACGGUGCGAUAAGGAGCGGUUGUUGGGCAUACUGCGGAGAUACAUCCCGGACGUCAAGAUCGAUACGGACAUCGGUUCGGAGCUGUCGUUUGUGCUGAAGGAGGACUACAUCGAUGUGUUCCAGCGGCUGCUGGAGGACAUCGAGCAGCAGAUGACUAGCUGCGGCAUCACGAGCUACGGCAUCUCGCUUACCACGAUGGAGGAAGUGUUUUUGAAGGCUGGCAGUGAUAGUUUUGAUGAAACAGGAACCCACACUAACGGCGCCGUUGUGGAGACAGGCAGUACAGAAUAUGCAUUAGAUCGGCUGCACCUGCUGACCGGUAAGGAGCUCCUGCUCAAUCAAAUACAAGCACAGCUGCUGAAGAAGUAUCUCUCCACCAUACGAGCCUGGAUCCCGCUGGUCAUGAUGUUUGUGAUUCCCAUAUUCUUCGUCGGCAUGACGUUUAUCAUCACGAGAAGCAUUUCGGCGGGCAAGGAUCUUCCGGCGCUAGAGAUCACCAUGGAUUCGUACGAGAAGGCCAUCACUGUGCUGGAGAGUACGAACGGAGAUCCACAGCGAGUUGAAGCCUUCCAAAACAUGUUUGCGGCACGCGAACUAAUCACCAUCACCGAGGACAUGACGGAGUACGUUGUGCGUAAGUCCAUAGAAGACAUUGCCACGGUCAAUACGCGCUACUUUGUGGGUGCGACGAUCGCGGCCGGUUCAUCGUACGUGGGGUGGUUCAACAACAAGGCCUACCACACGGCACCGCUAGCCCUGAAUCUAAUCUACAACGCCAUCCUGCAGGCCCAGUGCACCGAGUGCCGGUUGCAUGUGGUGAACAAACCGCUUCCGUACCGGUUGGACACGCAGCUGAAGAAGCUCAACACGGGCCUGAACGCCGGCUUCCAGCUAGCGUUCAACACGGGCUUCGCGAUGGCAUUCGUGUCCGCACUGUACAUCAUGUUCUACAUCAAGGAGCACACGUCACGUGCGAAGCUGCUUCAGUUCGUUAGCGGCACCAACGUGACCCUGUUCUGGCUGCUCGCAUUCAUCUGGGACUACACGCUGUUCGUGCUGAACAGUCUCGUUUACAUCGCCACGGUUGCCAUCUUCCAGGAGGAAGGAUGGUCCACGUUCGAAGAGUUGGGACGAGCGUUUCUGCUGCUGCUGUUCUUCGGAUUCGCUACCAUCCCGGUAACGUACAUGUUCUCCUUCCUGUUCAGCGUGUCGGCCACCGGGUUCGUACGCAUGAUGUUCUUGAACGUGCUGUCGGGGGCGAUAUUUUUCACCGCCGUCAACAUCCUCAAGUUUGACGGCAUCGAUCUGAACGAUGUGGCCGACGGUCUCGAGUGGGUGUUUAUGUUCUUCCCGAACUUUGUGCUCAGCCAUGGGCUGAACAAUCUGAAUGCCGCCUCCAGCACCGAGAGCUUCUGUAGGAGGGCAUGCGAUCUGCUCGGUCCGCAAUGUGUCGUUAACGAUUUAUGCUUGGUCGAGGCCCGUUGCUGCGAUCUGGAAGUGUUCUCCUUCGGUAAGGUUGGCAUCGUGCGCAAUCUACUGUUUUGUUUGCUGAUCGGGUGCGUCUGCUUCUCGCUGCUGUUUAUGCUGGAGUACGGUGUGCUGCAACGCUUGUUCCGCCGCAAGCCCAAAGUCACCCCGUCGGGCGCGCUCGGUCCCGUGAACGCGGAGCAGGACUCGGACGUGCUGGAUGAGAAGCGCCGCAUUCAGAAUCUCAACCGAAAGGACAUCGAUGCGCAUAACUUGGUGUUGCGCGAUGUGACGAAGUACUACGGGAACUUCCAAGCCGUAAACAACCUAUCGAUCGGCAUCAACCAUUCCGAGUGCUUCGGACUGCUCGGCAUCAACGGGGCCGGUAAGACGACCACCUUCAAGAUGAUGACCGGCGACGAGGAAAUAUCGUCCGGCGAUGCCUGGGUUAAGGGUAUCAGCCUGCGUGGAGAUAUGAACCGGGCACAUCGUCAGAUUGGCUACUGUCCGCAGUUUGACGCGCUGCUCGAGGAUCUGACGGGCCGGGAAACGUUGCGCAUCUUCGCCCUGCUGCGUGGAGUACGCAGCCAGGAGGUGAAAAAUGUGUCCUACAUCCUGUCGGAAGAGUUGAACUUUGCCAAGCAUCUGGACAAGCGCACGAAAGCGUACAGUGGAGGUAAUAAGCGAAAGCUCAGCACGGCACUGGCGCUGCUUGGCAAUCCGUCCGUGGUGUAUCUGGACGAACCGACCACGGGCAUGGAUCCGGGUGCGAAGCGACAGUUCUGGGAUGUCAUUUGCAAGGUGCGCAGCACGGGCAAGUCGAUCGUGCUGACAUCGCACAGCAUGGAGGAGUGUGAGGCCCUGUGCACCCGGCUGGCAAUCAUGGUGAACGGAGAGUUCAAGUGUCUCGGCUCGACGCAACAUCUGAAGAACAAAUUCUCGAAAGGGUUCCUGCUCACGGUGAAGGUGGCUCGUGGAACUUCGGACGCGCAGCAAAAGCGUGUCGCCGGUGUGAAGGACUUUGUAAUGAGUCGCUUCACGGGAGCCAUGUUAAAGGAAGAGUACGAAGACUCGCUCACGUUCCACAUACCGGUGACCGAUCUGAAAUGGUCGCAGAUGUUCGGUCUGAUGGAAAGCUCGAAAGAGGCGUUGGAGAUCGAGGACUACGCCCUUGGGCAGACAUCGCUCGAGCAGGUGUUCCUGUUUUUCACCAAAUAUCAGCGAGUCACCGAGUGAACAUGAGGCUCGGGCUGUGGGUUCAUCCCUCUCGGAUUGAGAUGAACAUCGACAGACAAAGCAAAGGAAUUUGAUUCAGGGGUAUGAAGUGAUAAGAGGCUUUUUGAAAUGGGUUAAUUUAUUUUUAACGAGUUUAACGGGUUUAGCUCAUUUUGUAAAGGUUAAGUCAUGCAUAAGCGUUGUAAAUAGUAAGUAAUAAAGGAAAAUGAUACGAACAAUCCUUCCAGAUGAA
Molecule: messenger RNA, 5366 nt
Organism: Anopheles stephensi (Asian malaria mosquito)
Lineage: Eukaryota; Metazoa; Arthropoda; Insecta; Diptera; Culicidae
Product: ATP-binding cassette sub-family A member 3-like
Exons: 7
Coding region: 176-5134 (1652 amino acids)
Biological process (GO): lipid transport; transmembrane transport
Cellular component (GO): intracellular membrane-bounded organelle; membrane
Molecular function (GO): lipid carrier activity; ABC-type transporter activity; ATP binding
Source: RefSeq, a predicted model, not a curated record